AUGCCGCAGUUCCACCGUCCCACAAAGGAAGAACUUCUGGCUGCGGCCACGGGUUUCUGGUCUCGCCUCAAGGUGCAUUUUAAAUGGUUCACAAUCAAGAGCACGAGACCUUUCAAUCUAGAUGAGAUUGUCGGAUUCAUCUCGUGGAUCGCGUUGGGCCAUGUCAUCUGGAUUGUUGUCGGUACUACGACCUUCGUUUCUCUGGCCAUCCUAGCCAUCAAUACCGUCUUUGCACAAGAAACUCUUGCUGGUUGGAUCGGGAACUACUUGACGAAAUCAUCUGGUCUACAGGUCGUUUUCGAAUCCGCGAUUGUUCCUAAAUGGGGUGAUGGGGUCAUCACAUUCAAGAACGUCUUCGUCUCCAGGAGGCCCGGCCGGGCGCAUUCGCGCGUCACCAAAGGAUCUCCUGAAGCAGCCGCUCAGGCAUCCUCGGCGGAGGAUCCCGUGCCUCCAGAAGAACAGAACUAUACACAGUUCGACAUCACAAUUGGGGAAGUUAAUGUCACACUAUCGUUCAGCAAAUGGUGGAAUUCCAAAGGCCUACUGCAAAAUGUGGAAGUGAAACAUGUCAGAGGAGUCGUCGACCGCACCCACGUUUUUGCCACCGGUGAAGAAAUUGACCCAAAGUCGCUGCGACACGAGCACACCCCGGGGGAUUUCGAGAUCGAAUCCUUCAAAAUUGAGGAUCUUUUACUGACAAUCCUCCAGCCGGAGGGUUUUCGGCCAUUCCCGGUCAGUAUUUAUAAUGCUGACUUGCCGCGGCUGAGGAAGCAGUGGUUGUUCUACGACUUCCUCUGUGCCAACAGCAUCACCGGCGAAUUCGACAAAUCUCUCUUCACCAUCCAUCCGCGGCAGACACAUUCGUACACCGGCACAACACUGAACGAUCCCCAAGAUCCAUCCAAUGAACCGUGGAAGAAACAAUCACGCAUCCGCAUCGAUGGCAUAAAUAUCGACCAUAUCAAUCGGGGGGUGGCUGGCCCCUUAUCUUGGAUCCACGAGGGCAAUGUUGAUAUUGUGGCGGACAUUAUGAUUCCUAACGACAGCGAGGAAUCUGUCAUCAAAGUCGUGACUGAUUUCUAUGAACGGAUGGAAGCCACUCUGACGUCGAAGAAACAUCUGGAGCAGCAGCGUUACGGCGAAGUUUCUCCUGAGGAUGAACCUAUUGCGUCCGGCGGAGUCGUGCUGACAACUCCAAACUCCCAACCGGUGAGAGAAGAGGACAAGCGCUUUAUCGUCAUGGACCUCCGAAUUCAUUUGAACGACGUCCGCGCCGUCGUCCCCAUUUUCACCCGCGAUCUAUCAUAUAUCAACAAUGCACUCAUCCGUCCCAUCGUCGCCUAUAUCAAUUCCCGGAGGACAUUCAUUCCGAUCAAUUGUCGGGUUGUCAAGCGUCUGUCUGAUUUUGAUGGAAGCUGGACCGUAUUCGAUUCCGGAUUGAUGGACGAUCUGUCGGCGGAAGUGUACGACGCCUUUGCACGAGAUGUCACAGAUGAGCAGGCACGCUUGAGACGAUUCAAGAAAGUCGGAUUGUGGAGUCUACAGCUUGCUGUGCAGGCCAUAUUCCUGGUAAGUUCACUUCGCCUGAUCUUCUCAGCUUGA
Fonsecaea erecta is the source of this 1602-nucleotide messenger RNA. RefSeq lists its product as hypothetical. Gene Ontology annotation, biological process: mitochondrion inheritance. The record is from RefSeq and is a predicted model, not a curated record. The coding region runs from base 1 to 1602 and encodes 533 amino acids. The transcript has a single exon. Gene Ontology annotation, cellular component: mitochondrial inner membrane. Lineage: Eukaryota; Fungi; Ascomycota; Eurotiomycetes; Chaetothyriales; Herpotrichiellaceae.